AAUACCCGAGCCACAUUUGAAUAUAGAACUUUACAUUGAAUUGGUAUCAGAUAUACGGCAGCUGACUGCAGGCGGCAGCCUUCUCAAUCCGUUCAGACAUUUAGACUACAAGAAAGCGGCGUUAUUUUUGAACUUAAUCUUUUUGCUCGUUUAAGGCUAAAUAGCUCUGACCCAGGGAGAAGUGUCGCCUUCCUUCGCUACUGGCCCAGUGUACAGAUUGUCCAGCACCGAAACUACCGUGAACAACAAGUGUGUUGUGUUUCCGUGUACGUCUCCGUGGCUGCCCAUUGAACUAAAACACGGAACAAGGAAACACCUGAUGCCCUGCAGUUGCGCAUCUUUCACUGACUCUCAUACCACUCGUUUUCCUCUGACAACAAUACGUCCCAGAGUCCACAAAUACCAACUGAUCUCAUCAUAGGACAAUGUCUGAGGGUAAAACAGUCACUUCCAAGGCUGUGGAGCUGGAACCCCCAGAACUAGGACCAGAGACCCAGUCCUCCGCUCGGCCCCAGAGUCAACCUGACCCCCAGAGCAACCAGCCGCCCCAGAGCAACCAGCCGCACCAGUGCCCCCAGGCCCAGAGCUCCCAGGUCCCGGAGAGUGGUCAUCCCGAGGUAGAGACAGAGGAGAGAGGGUCUGCUGCCCCUACACCUGAUACUGGAGCUGGACCCGGGGAUGGAGCUGGAGCCGGGGCCAAGGGGAACCGUUGGACUUCUGUACUAAAUCAGUUCAAACUCAAGAGGUUCUUUGUUUUGAGGCCUGGGACCCUGGACCAAUCCCUAGAAGACAUCAAGGCUCUGAUCAAUGAGGAGGACGGAGCUGUCCACGGUGUCUGGCUCAUGGCUGAGGUUGACCAUUGGAACAACGAGAAAGAGCGUGUAGUUCUGAUCACAGACAACUCCCUGCUGGUCUGUAAGUACGACUUCAUCAUGCUCAACAUUGAGCAGAUACAGAAAAUCCCUCUCAACUUCAUAGACCGCAUCUCCCAUGGCAACUUCAGCUUCCCCCAGCGGUCUCUCCUCAAGAGAGAAGGGGAGGGUGUGCGUGUGUUCUGGGACCGGCUAAGGGAACCCUCGUUCUCGUCUCGGUGGAACCCGUUCGCUACAGACUACCCAUUCAGCACCUUUACCUAUCACCCUGUCAGGAACAUAGACCACAGGUUCACUGCUCUCUGUGAGAUCAAGAGUUUCCGUGAGCAGCUGAUGGAGUCAGCCCAGAAGGCCCACCUAAAGAUGCCCGUCCCUGGCAAGGCCAACGGGGUCCUGGUGCUGAACCAGCCCCUGCUCAUCGAGGCCUACGUGGGUCUCAUGUCCUAUAUCGGUAACCAGAACAAACUGGGGUACAGUCUGGCACGGGGAAACAUUGGGUUUUAAUCUAGGAUUUCGGCUUUGUGCUUUUCAAUGUACAAUACUACUUCAUUACUUAACCCUAUUUUACAGUUGUGGCCGAGUUACAGAUUUGAAGUAAUAUUGUCAAAAAAAUUGUAUACAUCAGGUUUUAAAAGCUCUUGUGAGACAUUUUUAAAUAUACAUUUGUACUUGAUUUGCUUCUGAACACUUUUUUUUACAUUUAUUUGGUCAGAUUUACAGAUUUGAAGUAGUAUAUUAUAUAUAUAUAUAUUAUAUAUGUCUAUUUGUAUUUAAUAGUUCACAACAUGGAAGGAAGUGUUUUUACCCUCAUUUCAAAUGUGCUUUAGAGGUGAUUUGUUGGUUGGUUUUCUUGGUUUGUUCAACUAAAGUCUGUCUAAAAUUGAAACGUAUGUAGUUCUCUAUCAUUAGGAUUACCUACAGGACUAAGGGAUAGUCUACUGUAACUUCAUACUCAAAUUACCAUGCCAAAUUGUUCCUGCUGUCACAGUCAAUAAAGAUUUCACAUUACCAUCCACAUUAUCGUCCGUGACUGUACAGCGCUGAUUUACAAUCCUCUAACUGAGUCACUUAAUGUACAAACAGACAUUUCACCAGGCUCCUGAGUGGCGCCAGCGGUCUGAGGCACUGCAUCUCGGUGCUAGAGGCGUAACUACAUACCCUGGUUCAAUUCCUGGCUGUAUCACAACCUGCCGUGAUUGGGAGUCCCAGCGUCGUCUGGGUUUGGUCGGUGUAGGCCGUCAUUGUAAAGUAACGUCAUGAGUGGUGAUUAUGGUGCAUUGUUUAGCUAGCUAGCUAUGUCUUUAACAAAAGACUCCACGAUGCAAGUAAACAUUUCGGGUGUGUUUGUAAAUUCAGUCUGGCCGUCCGAUUUCAGAGCACUCCCGUCUGAGUGUGUCAGAGCGCAGAAUAACUGAUGAAUUUACAAACGCUCAGCACCCGUUGAAUACGGCCGGUGUCAGUAAACGUUGGCAAAAAAAUAGUAAUUAAAUGGUUCCCAGCAGCACAGUUACAGUCACCAACGCUCUGGAUAACAUGGAAACAGCCUAAGCAUCUCUGCUAGGGCUAGGUAAAAUGGUCAGGGUUUGUGUCACGCCCUGACCUUAGUUAUCUAUGUUUUAUGUAUUAUUUUGGUCAGGUCAGGGUGUGACGAGGGUGGGUUGUGUGUUUUGUCCUGUCUAGGGUUUUUGUAUAUCUAUGGGUUGUUUGUAUGUUUAGGUAAUGUAGGUCUAUGGUGGCCUGAAUUGCCAAUUCCCAAUCAGAGGCAGCUGUUUAUCGUUUCUGAUUGGGGAUCCUAUUUAGGUUGCCAUUUUUCCAUUUUGUUUUUGUGGGUUAUUGUCAAUGUGUAGUGCAUGUCAGCACUAGUUGUUUAUAGCUUCACGUUCGUUUGUUUAAGCGUUCUUCGUUUUAAUAAAAGUAGAAUGUAUUCCAA
Molecule: messenger RNA, 2802 nt
Organism: Oncorhynchus kisutch (coho salmon)
Lineage: Eukaryota; Metazoa; Chordata; Actinopteri; Salmoniformes; Salmonidae
Product: tumor protein p63-regulated gene 1-like protein
Exons: 6
Coding region: 426-1376 (316 amino acids)
Cellular component (GO): cytoplasm
Source: RefSeq, a predicted model, not a curated record